Molecule: messenger RNA, 985 nt
Organism: Pristis pectinata (smalltooth sawfish)
Lineage: Eukaryota; Metazoa; Chordata; Chondrichthyes; Rhinopristiformes; Pristidae
Product: protein B4
Exons: 5
Coding region: 12-752 (246 amino acids)
Biological process (GO): nucleosome assembly
Cellular component (GO): nucleosome
Molecular function (GO): DNA binding
Source: RefSeq, a predicted model, not a curated record
UAUUAAUCACUAUGCCUCCAAAGAAAGCACCAACAGGACCUGGAAAAAGUGGCUCCCAAACAACUGGUGUGAGGGUGGUUCCUUCAAGGAGUCAGCAGAUGCCCCUUGCAGGGGUGAGCAGGAGAACCAGCAGUACAUUAAUCCACUUGCAGUACAAACGUCCUCCUACUAUACAAAUGGUGGUUAAAGCCUUGGAGAAAAGCAAUGAUCCCAAAGGUACUUCAGUACCAGCCAUAAAGAGCUACAUUCUCUCAGCCUACCCCACAGUGAAUCCUAUCAUCCUCAAGUACAGUCUGAAGAAAGCCUUGAGUGUUGGCCUUGAAAAAGGCAUUCUCAUCAGGCCUGCAAACUCAAAAGCAACUGGAGCUACAGGACGAUUCAAACUUGCAGCCAAAAAAACUGUGAAGAAAGCCAAUGAAAACAGUAACCCCAAUGUUGGCCCUGCAAAGGCAGAUGUAAAGCUCAAGGCCAAGACAACUGGAGCUGAUAAAAGAUCAGAGGUAAAAAAGCCAAAGAAGUCUGCAGAACUUUCAAAAGGAAAAGGAGCAGAAUCUGGGAAGGCAUCAGGGAAAAGCCAACCAGCAGUAGCCAAGAAAUCAUCCAAGAAGUCAUCUGAUAAAACAUCAAAACCUGAAGGAAAGAAGGAAGUGAAUAAAAAGCUUGGCGAACCUUCAGGCACUGGGAGAACAGAUAAGGUGGUGAAAAAGAGAGGUGGACUUUCAGAAGCCUUGCCAAAUAAGGCUUUAAAGUAGUCUUCUGCCUUGCUUGUUUCUCCCUUCCUGCCUUGGAUCCUUGAGUCUUUCUUCACAGGGUCACAGACUAGCUCCAGAUGAGCUUCAACCAUCCACCAGUAUGGCUGGGUCCAGGAGGGGCUGCUGAUGGCCAAACACAUCUCAUGGGGCAGGCUGUCUCUGAACAAAUGAAUAGCAACUUUUAAAUUUAAUGUAUUUUGUAGAUUUGUUUAAUAAAGUUCUAACAAGAUGUA